Molecule: messenger RNA, 876 nt
Organism: Peromyscus eremicus (cactus mouse)
Lineage: Eukaryota; Metazoa; Chordata; Mammalia; Rodentia; Cricetidae
Gene: Tlx3
Product: T cell leukemia homeobox 3
Exons: 3
Coding region: 1-876 (291 amino acids)
Biological process (GO): regulation of transcription by RNA polymerase II; animal organ development
Cellular component (GO): nucleus
Molecular function (GO): DNA-binding transcription factor activity, RNA polymerase II-specific; RNA polymerase II cis-regulatory region sequence-specific DNA binding
Source: RefSeq, a predicted model, not a curated record
AUGGAGGCGCCCGCCAGCGCGCAGACCCCACACCCGCACGAGCCCAUCAGCUUCGGCAUCGACCAAAUCCUCAACAGCCCGGACCAGGACAGCGCGCCCGCCCCGCGGGGCCCCGACGGCGCCAGCUACCUGGGAGGGCCCCCCGGGGGCCGUCCGGGCGCCGCGUACCCAUCUCUGCCCGCCUCCUUUGCGGGCCUCGGCGCGCCCUUCGAGGACGCGGGAUCUUACAGUGUCAACCUAAGCCUGGCCCCCGCUGGCGUGAUCCGGGUGCCAGCGCACAGGCCGCUACCCGGGGCCGUGCCGCCACCACUGCCCAGCGCGCUGCCCGCCAUGCCCUCCGUGCCCACGGUCUCCAGCCUGGGCGGCCUCAAUUUCCCCUGGAUGGAGAGCAGCCGCCGCUUUGUGAAGGACCGCUUCACAGCGGCGGCCGCGCUCACGCCCUUCACCGUGACCCGGCGCAUUGGCCACCCCUACCAGAACCGGACGCCGCCCAAGCGUAAGAAGCCGCGCACGUCCUUUUCCCGGGUGCAGAUCUGUGAGCUGGAAAAGCGCUUCCAUCGCCAAAAGUACCUGGCCUCGGCCGAGAGGGCGGCGCUCGCAAAGUCCCUCAAAAUGACAGACGCGCAGGUCAAGACCUGGUUCCAAAACCGGAGGACCAAGUGGCGGCGGCAGACGGCAGAGGAGCGGGAGGCGGAGCGGCAGCAGGCGAGCCGGCUCAUGCUGCAGCUGCAACACGACGCCUUCCAGAAGAGUCUCAACGACUCCAUCCAGCCCGACCCACUCUGUCUGCACAACUCUUCGCUCUUUGCUCUACAGAAUCUGCAGCCCUGGGAGGAGGACAGUUCCAAGGUCCCUGCUGUCACCUCGCUGGUGUGA